Molecule: messenger RNA, 2099 nt
Organism: Carya illinoinensis
Lineage: Eukaryota; Viridiplantae; Streptophyta; Magnoliopsida; Fagales; Juglandaceae
Exons: 3
Coding region: 456-1775 (439 amino acids)
Source: RefSeq, a predicted model, not a curated record
GUUGCUAUCCGUUCCUAGACCCAGGGCAAAGCCCAAGAAAUUCUUAGUCCGUUCCGUUACGGACUGAGAAAAAUUAAAAUCCCACGAGCCUAACAGGCACACGAAAUCCAUAGAAGUAAACAACGUAGUAAAUGAAUGGAAUAAAUUAAUUACUAAAUGACACGUUCUUCCACCAUUUCAUCAGAUUUUUGGGAUUUCCUGAUCGGUUCUUUGGAAAGCCUUUUUGCUUCUCAAUUCAUUGGAGACCUUGCAACUCGUAUGUGAUUAUUUCAAUCUGCAUUAGCAUUUUACGUUUUUAUGAUGCCCCAGCAGAAGUGUGUAAAUGCCUCAGGAUCGAGCAAGUAUGGUGAAAACCUCAGUACUCAUGGAAUGAUUGGUUCAUAGUGUUUCUUUUGCCUCUGAUUGGAAAAUUUUAAGACUAGUGUGGAACUCUCAUUUUCAUUCAUUUGUGCAAGAUGAGCCAACAGAGUCAAAGGACCAGUUCUUUAUCUCCUGCAGACCUUCCUAUGAAACGGAAGCGCGGUCGUCCACGGAAGGGUGAAAAUCUGAUGCUGGGGAAGAAUAAAUCCAUGACGCCUGCAUCUGCAAGUACAAGGAAAAAUAAAGAAAGUGGGGAUAUAAGUGAUGAUGCUGAUGGUGCCAUGGUGGGUCAGGUGGUUACUGGUGUCAUUGAAGGUUCAUUUGAUGCUGGAUAUCUGCUUAAUGUUAAGGUUGGGGACACUGACACACAUCUGAGGGGUGUUGCCUUUCUUCCAGGAAGGUUCACCCCAAUUACUGCUGCAAAUGACGUUGCUCCACAUGUUAAGAUGUACGACAGAAAAGAGAUCCCAAUCCCAGUUCUCAACCAUCAAACUCAGCUCCAUAUUUCUGUCCUCCCAUCUGGACAAAGUAGUAAGCAACCUACUCGGCUUAAAACCCAUGCACCUGAACUUUCAGAUCAACUUCAUUCUCCUGGGCUUCAGUCUGCAAUCCCAAAUGCACCUGAGAACCUAUCUGCCUCUGUUAUGGUAACUGUGGCUGCCAACUCUCCGAAGAAUGAUGCAAGUCUUUCCUUGGGAGGAAACGAAGUGCCUCAGAAAACAUCGGAGCCUGGACUUGUGAGCCAAUCUACAUCUACUGUGGCACAGCCGGAUCAUGAUGAGACUGUUGAACAUGAUGAGGUGUUGGAGGAAUGUGAAGUUUCCCCACUGAUUGAAGGAGCUAAUCACGAUGGAGAGGCAACUAAAGAAUCAAAAGCAGAAUCGGCAUCUGAACCAGUUGUUGAUAUGAUUCCAGCCACUGAAAUCGCUACUAAAGAGCCUCAAAUUCAGCACCAGGCUGUGAGUCUUGACCUUAAGCCUAAUGAAUUGGUUCAUGAUGAAGUGAAGAACCCAAAUCUCGAACUCAACCAUACUUUUGUAUUUGCUGAACCUUCAGAACAGAUGAAUAAGCUCACCGACAUUGUGAUGGAAGAACAUGCUCCUCCAGAAAAAGAUAUAGCAGAAGAAACACAAUUGGAGCCUGCUAUUGAGAUUUCAAGUGGAACUGCUACGUCCCUCUCAAAUGGAAGACCUGCAAGUGAUCCUCUCAAUGCUACCGAGUUGGGAUCACACUCUCCACCACAGAGCAGCCAACCAGCUAUGAUGUCUGAGGGAGAGGCUAUUCCAUCAGAGUCCAACCAGCCAACCAGCAAAGAAUCCGCUCUUCCAGGAAUGAUGGAACCCCAGCUCCAUAGUUCUGGUACCCGAAGCUACAUGGAAAAUGGUGUCAAAGAUGACCCAGUACCCCAGUCUUAGAUCCCUAUGAGAGACCUGAGAAUCAUUCGUGAAACUAAAUGUAGAAGAAAAGACACGAGGAUAGUGUGAAGGUUGGGGAAUAAACAGGUAGUAUUCCGGUCAUGGCUCCCAUGUGUAAGUUGACGCUAGGAUAUAAGAUUAUACUCUCCUGUUAAUCUGACAGCUCUCUUGUGGUUUGUUAUUCUUUGUUUUUUCUGGGGAAGGAGAUGGUUUUGUCACCCUUUUUAAGCUUUGUUAUAUUCUUGAGUCUUGAAAAUUAAUGUCGGUUCUAUGUAGGUGAUGGUUCUCCCAUGAUAUUCAUUAUUAAGGGCGGUUUCGUGCUCU